Entrophospora sp. SA101 is the source of this 432-nucleotide messenger RNA. The record is from the annotation of a GenBank genome assembly. Lineage: Eukaryota; Fungi; Glomeromycota; Glomeromycetes; Entrophosporales; Entrophosporaceae.
AUGGUUGAUGUUUGCAAUGAAUUAUUGAGAAUUAGAUGGAAAUAUUGGGAUGAUUUAGUUGUUUUCCAACAACUUGAAAUAAGUGAGAGUGUUAAUUCAUAUAAUAAAGCUCCUUUUAUUCGUAUGUUUGGGGUUACUGAGAAUGGUAAUAGUAUUCUCUGCAAUGUAAAUGGAUUUCAACAUUAUUUUUAUAUGCCAGCACCAAAUGGAUUCAAAAACGACGAAGUUGAUAAUUUUUUAAAUACAUUAGAGGCAGCUGUAAGAAAUGAUUGUUUUUUGUCAAGAAAAUCAAUUAUUAAAAUUGAAAUACAAAAUAAAGAAAGCUUAUGGGGCUUUCAUGGAAACAAAAGGAGCCCUUAUCUUAAAAUUACAUGCUUUGAUUAUAAAUCAUUAUCGUCAGCUAAACAUAUCCUUUUUCCACUUUCGAAGUAG